ACACAGUAUAGGGUCUCUCUCCCUCCAAAACCCCCCCCAAAACCCCCCAAACACCCCCCCCUCCAAUUUCCCUCCAGCUGAGUCAAUCUCUCCCAAGUUAAUACUGCGACACAUCCACAGUUCCUUCUUGCGGUCCACUCUAAACUGAACCCUAGAACUCUAGCCUCCACUAACGGUCUGGCUCCGGCUUCGUUCUAGGGUUUCCGCCGUUACAAACCCGCGGAAACAUGUCGUCCGAAAACGAGAUCGUAUUGCGCGACGUCACGAACGCCUGUCUCGUGGUGAGCGACCGCAUUGGCCGAGACCUCGCGGCUCACAGCGACCUCGAAGAAGCACUGGAAGCUUCCAGAUACGCCAGUCAUCCCUACUCUACUCACCCCAGAGAGUGGCCUCCUUUGGUUGAAGUGGUAGAUACCUGGGAGCUGCCUCCUGUACUUAUUGAAAGAUAUAAUGCAGCUGGUGGGGAAGGAACUGCUCUGUGUGGAAUAUUUCCAGAGAUACGGAGAGCUUGGGCAACAGUAGAUAACUCUCUGUUUCUAUGGCGUUUUGAUAAAUGGGAUGGUCAGUGUCCUGAAUAUAGUGGGGAGGAACAAGCUAUUUGUGCUGUUGACCUGGCCAAAGCUAAACCUGGCAUUUUUGUUGAAGCUAUCCAGUAUCUUUUGGUCUUAGCAACUCCUGUUGAGUUGAUUCUUUUAGGAGUAUGCUGUUCUGGAAGUGGUGAUGGUAUGGAUCCGUAUGCAGAGGUUUCACUGCAGCCUUUGCCAGAGUAUACUAUACCAUCUGAUGGCAUCACCAUGACAUGCAUCACUUGUACUGAUAGAGGUCACAUUUUCCUGGCUGGCCGUGAUGGCCACAUUUAUGAGUUGCAGUAUACAACUGGUUCAGGUUGGCACAAGCGUUGUCGUAAAGUUUGCCUGACUGCAGGUUUGGGAAGUGUCAUUUCGAGGUGGGUUGUACCAAACUUAUUCAAGUUUGGAACUGUGGACCCUAUUGUUGAAAUGGUGGUUGAUAACGAGAGACACAUUUUGUAUGCACGCACUGAAGAUAUGAAAAUUCAAGUGUUUGUUCUUGGGCCACAAGGAGAUGGUCCACUUAAGAAAGCUGCAGAAGAGAGAAAUUUGAUAAAUGCACAUUAUGGAGGUAGACAAUCAGCAGGGCCAAGAGCCCCUUCUCGAUCGGCAAAAACAUCAAUAGUUAGCAUUUCGCCUUUGUCAACACUGGAGUCAAAGUGGCUACAUCUUGUUGCUGUUUUGUCAGAUGGCAGAAGAUUGUACCUAUCCACUACUCCAUCUACUGGAAGCAGUGUAGUUGGAGGUUUGGGUGGAUUCAGUACUAAUGGUCAGAAGCCAAGCUGUUUAAAAGUAGUAGCAACUAGGCCUUCUCCUCCUUUGGGUGUUGGCGGUGCUUUCGGUGCCCUAUCUCUUGUUGGUCGAUCUCAGAGCGAAGAUUUAUCCCUUAAAAUAGAAUCAGCAUAUUAUUCUGCUGGAACUCUUGUUCUUUCUGACUCAUCUCCAUCAACCUCUUCUUCGCUUCUGAUUGUGAACAAAGAUUCAAGCACACAGUCUUCUUCAUCAGCUAAUAUAGCAACAGGUGCCAGGAGUUCUCGUGCAUUACGAGAAUCUGUAUCUUCUCUACCCAUUGAAGGACGAAUGCUUUGUGUGGCUGACAUUUUACCUCUUCCGGAAACAGCAGCUAUUGUGCACUCACUAUAUUCCCAAUUGGAAUUCUGUGGAUUUGAUAACUCGGGGGAAUCCAUUGAAAAGGCAUCCCGAAAACUCUGGGCUAGAGGCGAUCUUUCAACACAACACAUAUUACCAAGGAGAAGAAUCGUCCUAUUCAGCACAGUGGGCAUGAUGGAAGUUGUUUUCAAUAGGCCAGUUGACAUACUGAGGAGGAUAUUUGAGUCCAACUUGCCAAGAUCAUUGUUGGAAGAUUUUUUCAGUCGCUUUGGAGCUGGUGAGGCUGCGGCAAUGUGUUUAAUGCUGGCUGCAAGAAUAGUCCAUUCUGAAAGUUCGAUAAGCAAUGUUGUUGCUGAGAAGGCAGCAGAAGCUUUUGAGGACCCUAGACUUGUUGGAGUACCUCAACUAGAGGGUAGUGGUGCAUUAGGGAAUACAAGAACAGCAACUGGCGGAUUUAGUAUGGGGCAAGUUGUCCAAGAGGCUGAACCUGUUUUUUCAGGUGCACAUGAAGGGCUAUGCUUGUGCUCAUCAAGGUUGCUUUUACCUGUAUGGGAUUUUCCUGUUUUUGUGGUGACAGGUGGGAUAGUUGCAUGCAGAUUCUCUGCUGGGGCAAUGCAAAUUCUUGAAGACAAGUUUCGAUCUUUAGAGAGGUUUCUAAGAUCUAGGAGGAAUCAGAGAAGGGGACUGUACGGUUGUGUUGCCGGCCUUGGAGACUUGACUGGUUCAAUAUUGUAUGGAACUGGUUCAGAUCUCAGUACUGGAGAUAGAAGUAUGGUACGGAACUUGUUUGGUUCUAACUCUCGGAUUGAAUCUGGUGAUGGUGGCGCAUCUAAUAAAAGGCAAAGGCUUCCAUAUAGUCCGGCUGAACUAGCUGCAAUGGAGGUAAGGGCAAUUGAAUGUAUUAGGCAAUUGCUCCUUAGAUGCGCCGAAGCUCUUUUUUUGCUACAACUUCUUUCACAGCAUCAUGUGACGCGCUUGGUUCAGAACAUUGAUGCUAAUUUGCAACAGACAUUGGUUCAGCUGACAUUCCAUCAACUAGUCUGUUCUGAGGAAGGAGAUCAACUUGCUACAAGGCUCAUAUCUGCUUUGAUGGAGUAUUACACUGGACCUGAUGGCAGGGGAACAGUAGAUGAUAUCAGUGGUAGAUUACGCGAUCGGUGUCCAAGCUAUUUCAAGGAAGCAGAUUACAGAUUUUACUUGGCUGUGGAAUGUCUUGAGAGAGCUGCUGCAAGUUCUGAUACUGAGGAUAGGCAAAAUCUAGCUAGAGAAGCUUUCAACUACUUGAGUAAAGUUCCAGAGUCGGCAGACUUGCAAACUGUUUGCAAACGUUUUGCAGACCUGAGAUUUUAUGAAGCUGUGGUUCAACUGUCUCUGCAAAAAGCCCAGGCCCUUGACCCUUCUGGUGAUGCUCUUAAUGAGCAGAUAGAUGCAGGAAUGCGAGAACAUGCACUUGCUCGGCGUGAGCAGUGUUAUGAGAUUGUUACUAGUGCUUUGUGUGCUCUGAAAGGAGAAACUUCUCAAAGGGAAUUCGGUUCUCCUAUCAGACCUGUUGUGCAAUCUGCACUUGAUCCAGCCUCUCGGAAGAAAUAUAUCUGCCAGAUUAUUCAGCUUGGUGUCCAGUCACCUGAUAGACUAUUUCAUAAAUACCUGUAUCGGGCAUUAAUUGAUUUGGGCCUUGAAAAUGAGUUGCUGGAGUAUGGUGGCCCUGAUUUGGUGCCUUUUCUGCAAAGUGCUGGGCGUGAACCUGUACAAGAGGUUCGGGCUGUUCCUGCAGUGUCAUCAGCAACAUCUCCAAUGGGUCAUUCAGGAGUACACAUUUUGUCCAAUCAUCAAGCAAAAUAUUUUGAGCUUCUGGCACGUUAUUAUGUCAUGAAGCGGCAGCAUGUUCUUGCUGCUCACGCACUGUUAAGACUUGCAGAAAGGAGGCCUGUUGAUGGGGGGGAUGUCCCUACACUGGAACAGAGGCGUCAGUACCUAAGUCAUGCAGUUCUGCAGGCGAAGAAUUCAAGUAACAGCGAUGGAGUAGGUUCUACCCAUGGUGCUUUUGACGAUGGCCUGCUGGAUUUGCUUGAAGGAAAGCUUGCUGUUCUUGGAUUUCAAAUAAAGAUAAAAAAGGAAUUGGAGGUCAUGGCAUCUAAGUUGGAGGCAACUCCUAGCACAUCUGAAUCUGCUCCAAGUGACUCAUCUCCUGAUGGAAGCCAUGUUCCUGAUGCCAAUUUUGUGCAUUCUAUAAGAGAAAAGGUCAAAGAGGUAUCAUUGGAUUUGAAGAGCAUCACUCAACUGUAUAACGAGUAUGCAGUUCCGUUAGAGCUCUGGGAGAUAUGUCUGCAAAUGCUGUACUUUGCUAACUAUUCAGGUGACACUGAUAGUAGCAUUGUUAGAGAGACAUGGGCAAGGCUCAUCGAUCAAGCUCUUUCAAGGGGUGGCAUUGCUGAAGCUUGUGCAGUUCUGAAAAGGGUUGGCUCCCAUAUUUAUCCUGGAGAUGGAGCUGCAUUACCUUUAGAUACAUUAUGUCUUCACCUUGAAAAGGCUGCCUUGGAGCGAUUGGUUUCAGGGGUUGAAUCGGUUAAAGAUGACGAUGUGGCAAGGGCUCUUCUUGCUGCCUGCAAGGGUGCAAUAGAACCUGUCUUGAACACGUAUGACCAGCUGUUAUCAAAUGGAGCAAUUUUGCCGUCCCCAAAUUUAAGAUUACGGCUACUCCGUUCUGUGCUGGUAGUACUGCAUGAGUGGGCAAUGUCUGUAUUUGCACAGAGAAUGAAUACAAGUACUACUGGAGCAUCUCUAAUUCUUGGCGGAACAUUCUCAGUAGAUCAAACAAUAAUAUUUAGCCAAGGGAUUCGUGAUAAGAUCAUAAGUGCAGCAAACAGGUAUAUGACCGAGGUUCGUAGGUUAGCCCUUCCCCAGAACCAUACAGAGGCUGUCUACCGAGGUUUUCGAGAACUUGAAGAGUCACUUCUAACUCCUUUUUCUUUAAACCAAUUUUGAUUGUUCUCAUUACAUGUGGAGUAUGAAAUGCGUGUUUCUGCAUAUUUGGGGUUCAAUAAGGUUAUAUUGUAUUAACCAUAUCACAGCGUCAGGCAACAUUCCUGUACUAAUUUUGUGUAAGUGCGGUCUUCAUCUGAAAAGAAGCACAUCAGCAAUAUUCAACAAACUAGGAUUUCUUGUCCACUUUGAUGGCGGUUGGAGUAUGGUUCUGUUUGGUUCUGAAAUAAGAGAAAUUAUGCUGGAAGCCUGGGAUAUGUCUAGUUCAUGGGAAGACAAAGCUAUUGUUGCUGGAGUAGCAAUACCGCACGAUAUGAGAUUCCGGCUUUUACCUCCAGCCUAUGGGAAAUCAAGGUAAUAUUUCUAUUUUAGGGUUGUAUUAGGAUCUAACCCUCCAAUCAUUAAAUUUUUAUUUAAAGAUCCAUUGGCUUUGGCUUUGUUGUACCUUUGUUCUUACCGAGAUGCAGCGUAGGAAUAUGUUCUUCAGGGUAGGUGUUUGUGGUUUCUUUUUGAAUCCCAUGUGAUUGAGCAUUUUAGAUGGCAUAUCCCAGAAUUUUAUGAAGACCUCCCCCCCUUUUGCGUUGUAUACAUUGUUUUAGCAUAACUCAUAUUCAUAAUCAAAGUCAUGUCACAAGAAACUAUUCCUAGGAUCUAAA
Messenger RNA from Rhododendron vialii, 5317 nucleotides. Its product is annotated as nuclear pore complex protein NUP155. Gene Ontology annotation, cellular component: nuclear pore; nuclear pore inner ring. Gene Ontology annotation, molecular function: structural constituent of nuclear pore. The transcript has 13 exons. Gene Ontology annotation, biological process: transcription-dependent tethering of RNA polymerase II gene DNA at nuclear periphery; protein import into nucleus; RNA export from nucleus. NCBI's taxonomy places the organism in Eukaryota, Viridiplantae, Streptophyta, Magnoliopsida, Ericales, Ericaceae. The coding region runs from base 228 to 4664 and encodes 1478 amino acids. The record is from RefSeq and is a predicted model, not a curated record.